Molecule: messenger RNA, 1563 nt
Organism: Spodoptera exigua (beet armyworm)
Lineage: Eukaryota; Metazoa; Arthropoda; Insecta; Lepidoptera; Noctuidae
Source: the annotation of a GenBank genome assembly
GAUUCACAAAACAGUAAUGAGUAUUCACGGAAAAAUAACGUCACAAAUUUGGAGUAUGCUACUACAGUUAAUUGGCGAGAUGAGUUUCUAUAUCGACACAAGGCUCCGAAAACGAAAGGCGUAAAAAAGGUCCCCCUUCAUUACGUUAAAGUUCGACGCUUGUGUCCAAAUGGCACCGUAUGUGCAAGCAAAUGCUGUGAAUUUGGAGAACAAUUUGACCUUGCCUAUAAAACAUGUAGACGGGCAGACCACAAUCAAAACAAAGAGUUUGUUCCACCUGUGUGGCAUGAUUACAAGACAUUGGACGAAGCAGACGUUAAAAAAAUCAAUUUCUCGCCAGGACACAAAUUGUCAUGUUUGAAAUCCUUAGACGAAGAAAAGAGACUUGUUACUAAAAUCACAAAUGUAUUUCGGCUCAGAUCUGAUGGCAAAUUGGAAGUGGAAAGCCCUUUGGCGAUUGGUCCACAACUGACCUACGAUCCGAACAAAUACUGCAUCGACAUGUUCAUUACAGAGAAAAAUAAAAUAAAAUUGAAUGCUUUUAUCUGUCAUGUCGACAAUGAAGUAAUGGAAAAAUAUCACCUACUAGUGACCGGUUCUUGUUACUUGGUUACUUGUUUCUUCGUUAUCCUGAGACUUUCCUUAAUCGCUUGGCUGCCGGAACUUCGUACGCUUCACGGGGUGAUCAUCAUAGCGUACCUCGCAAAUUUCAUUGUAGGUUACUUUUUGACGGCAAUUAAAAAACUAUUCAUGUCGGAACACAGUAUUAGUCGAGACCUUUGCGUCGCUUUAAAUUUCAUGAUCUACUUCUGGAUUUUGUCUGCAUUCUUCUGGCGUAACGUCAUGUGCUUCGAUAUGUGGAGUACAUUCAGUGGAAAGCGUGUUCUUACAAGAGGUAAUACAAUUCCUCGUCUGCGUUUCGGGGCCUACUUUGCCUACGCAUUUGGUGUUCCAGCAGUGCUUACCAUCAUACUUGCUGCCAUGGAGUACUCCAAAAUAUCCAAUUUCCAUCCCCUGAAACCAAAACUUCGAUUAAAUGGUUGCGCCGGCAUCAGUGGCAUUGGCUCGCUGAUCUACUAUUUCACACCAUUGAUAAUCUUGUUCUUCAUGAACAUUGCGAUGUUUACUUCAACGGCCCUGAAGAUUGAGGCGACCAAGAAACAGACCAAAAUUUUAUUCCAGUCAGAGAAUAAUGUUGUCAAUGCAUUAAACACAGAAAGACAGAGGUUUCUACUUUACUUGAAGCUUUGGGCAGCCAUGUUAAUUAUGGAAGUGAAUUGGAUAGUAAAGGCAGUAGUCUAUGUUUUCCCAUCAAUACACCUACUUGCUUUCAUAGUUGACGUGAGCAAUUCAGUAAUACUACUAAUGUUAAUGAUCCAAUACUUCUGCCAAAAAAGCACUUGGAAAAAAGUGAAAAAGAAAUACCGCCAAAUGAGAGGGUUGCCCCAGUCUGAACAGAACACAGCGACAUCAUCGAAUCGCACGAUGUCAAUCAGUAGCGUAGAGGGACAGCAGGCUUAUUGCAAUUCUGUGACAUCGAACUAUGAAAUGCACCCGAAAUGA